Molecule: messenger RNA, 699 nt
Organism: Acanthosepion pharaonis
Lineage: Eukaryota; Metazoa; Mollusca; Cephalopoda; Sepiida; Sepiidae
Source: the annotation of a GenBank genome assembly
AUGUGUACUACAUUUAACUUAGCCAGGUCUUUCUUCCUCUCUUCAAAAUGGGGUCAAAUAUUGGAUUUUCGUCUGUCCUUAGCCUCCUCUCUAUCUGUCUAUCUAUCUAUUUCUCUUGCUCUCUCUAAAAAAUACAAAUUAUUUUUAAUCUUUCUUUAUUUUCUCCUCUUUCUUCCCAAUAUCUAUCUCUCUUCACACAUCUUCACAUCACAUAUACACAUAUGCAAAUGUAAGUUUCUUUCUAUCAAUAUGUGUUCUGUUCUGUACACAUGUAAAUAUCUAUCUAUCUAUCUAUCUAUCUAUCUAUCUAUCUAUCUAUCUAUCUAUCUAUCUAUGCCAGUCUGUUCAUGUCUUUCUCUAUCCUUCUCUUCUAUCGAAGACUUUCGUAACACUAUCUAUCUAUCUAUCUAUCUAUCUAUCUAUCUAUCAACACAGUCUGUUCAAAAAUCUAUACAUCUGUUUCUGUCUGUCUAUCUAUCGUCUCUAUAUUAUCUCUAUCUAUUCUUAUCUCUAUCUAUCUUAUCUAUCUAUCUUCUUCUUAUCAUAUCUAUCUAUUCUUAUCUAUCUAUUCUUAUCUAUCUAUCAAUCUUAUUCUUAUCAUCUCUAUCUAAUCAAUCAAUCUAUCUAUCGUCUGUUCCUAGUCUGUUCAUCUCUAUCUCUCUCUCUCUAUCUCUCUCUCUCUCUCUCUCUCUCCUUUAG